Amaranthus tricolor (Joseph's coat) is the source of this 1163-nucleotide messenger RNA. RefSeq names its product expansin-like A3. The coding region runs from base 92 to 883 and encodes 263 amino acids. The record is from RefSeq and is a predicted model, not a curated record. Lineage: Eukaryota; Viridiplantae; Streptophyta; Magnoliopsida; Caryophyllales; Amaranthaceae. The transcript is spliced from 5 exons. Gene Ontology annotation, cellular component: plasmodesma; plant-type cell wall; extracellular region.
UUACAAAUAAUGUUUGGUUUCUUUCUAUAAAUAGUAAGUGUCACUAUCUCAAAAUCAUACAAAAUUUUUAGUAAUCAAAAUCACAGAAAAAAUGGCUAUUUUUCUCUUCCUCUUCUUCUUCCUUUUAUUUACAUAUGCUAAUGCAGGUUGUAGCCAAUGUAUCCAAUCCAAAGCUACUUUCUUUAGUAGCUCCAAUGGUCUUUCAUCUGGAGCAUGCGGGUAUGGUCCUUUAGCUUUGGACUUGUAUGGUGGACAUGUUGCUGCAGCUAUUCCUUCCAUUUAUGGCAACGGCGAAGGUUGUGGUGCUUGCUUUCAGAUAAAAUGCAAGAAUAGUACACUUUGUAAAUCAAGUGGAACACAUAUAGUUGUGACCGAUAUCCACAAUGAUAAGACCAAGACCACAGAUUUUGUUUUAAGUAGCAAAGCUUUAACGGCCAUUGCAUUACCCGGCAAGGACAAACAUCUCCUACACCUUGGAAUUAUCGAUGUUGAAUAUACCAGGGUUCCUUGUGUUUACAAGGGUCAAAACUUGACUAUACGAGUGGAAGAAUUUAGUAAACCUCCUAACUAUUUGGCGAUCAAGGUCCUCUACCAAGGCGGUCAAACAUUAAUCUUUGGUGGUGAAGUAUUAGGUCCGGUUGAUCAGCCACAUCACAUAGCCUUCUUGAGCCGAAAAUACGGCGCAGUAUGGGACACAGAUAGAGCUCCAACCGGAAAUCUGACAUUCAGGUUUGUCAUUGGCUCGGGCUUCGAUGCUCGGUACUUCUACACCAAUGAAGGAGUCUUGCCUGCUAACUGGAAGCCUGGUGUCAUAUAUAACUCUAUUGUCCAAAUCAGCGAUGUUCUUAUAAAUGGCUGUGAACCUUGUAAACCAUGGAAGUGAGUAAUUGUAAUUGUUAUAAUAGAUAAUAUAUCAUGGAGUUCCAACCAUCAGUUUAAACUUUUGAUUGAGUUGGUUCUUUAACAUGGUAUUUUUGCUUAACCAACUCAACCGAAAAAUUUAAGUUGAUGGUUGAAGUUUCACGAUAUGUUAUAUACUUUAACAUUAAUGUUAUUUUAUUGGUUGAGCUUCCUUAAGUAAUAUGUUGUGUUAUUCGAAGAUUUUUGUGUGCUAGUGACAAGAACACCGUAGCAAAAGAAAAUUAAGAUGGAAAAAAGAGAAA